Poecilia latipinna (sailfin molly) is the source of this 6613-nucleotide messenger RNA. RefSeq names its product leucine rich repeat and Ig domain containing 3b (gene lingo3b). Gene Ontology annotation, molecular function: protein binding. Gene Ontology annotation, cellular component: plasma membrane. The record is from RefSeq and is a predicted model, not a curated record. Lineage: Eukaryota; Metazoa; Chordata; Actinopteri; Cyprinodontiformes; Poeciliidae. The coding region runs from base 566 to 2434 and encodes 622 amino acids. The transcript is spliced from 4 exons.
AGAGAGAGGCGCUCAUACAGAAGGAGGCAGAGGCAACAGCUACAGCAACAGCUCUCUCCUUCCCCAUCCUUCCUCUCCUUUCCCUUGAUUCCACAUCCACGUCGUUGGGAGACGGAUGGAUCCCUGACCUGCUGAACAGCAACUGGCCGAAGGAGAGGAGGGUCUCACGUUUGCCUGCUUAACGCAACGGGCUUUCAUUUGUUUUUUUUGUUUUUUUUUUACCGGGGUCACGAUAAGCAACAAGGAGUGAGAAGGAGGUGUGAAGUGUGCACACAUAAGCCUGUCGGCAGGAGGGAGGGCAGGAAGCAGAGCUGGGAAGAAGAGGAGAGUCAGAGGCAUGUUUGGAGCGCCGAGGAGUGAGACCGACUGAGGGGAGAGAUCAGAAGAUCACACCGGCGAGCCUCCCGAGCGGCCACGGCCACUUGUGGGCCAAGAGGAGAGGAAAUCAGAUCUGCAUACACACACAGCUGGACGGAUGAGGAGGCAUCAGGGACCACGCUUCCGUCCUGGGUGUCUGGCGCACUGACCCUGCCUGUAUCAGGCGAGGAGUCAGAGGACCAGCGCCAUGACUGACUCUCCUGGUCCUGCUGGUCGUGCCUUAGUGCCAUGGCCGAGGGUGUGGAAAUGGGUUCUGGCUUCCUUGCUGGUCUCUGUCAUAGCUUUGACUUUGCCAGAGAGCAGUAAGGCCUGUCCUCCACGAUGCGAGUGUUCAGCUCAUCUGAGGUCUGUGUCGUGUCAGCGGCGGCGGCUCACAAACAUCCCAGAAGGCAUUCCAACAGAGACGCGGGUCUUGGACCUCAGCAAGAACCGGCUCCGUUGGGUACAGUCGGGUGAUCUGGCACCGUACCCCCGGCUGGAGGAAGUGGACCUUAGUGAAAACCUCAUUGCCACAUUAGAGCCAAAUGCCUUUGCCGCUCUUCAGAAUCUUAAAGUCCUAAAGUUACGGGGGAAUCAGCUGAAGUUAGUACCUAUGGGGGCAUUUGCCAAGCUGGGCAAUCUCACCAGCCUGGAUCUAAGUGAGAAUAAGAUGGUGAUUUUAUUGGACUACACCUUCCAAGAUAUGAGGAAUCUUAAACAGCUGGAAGUUGGAGACAAUGAUCUGGUUUAUAUUUCCCACAAGGCAUUCUCUGGACUUCUGGGACUAGAAGAUCUCACAAUAGAGCGUUGCAACCUCACAUCCAUCUCUGGCCAGACGCUGUCCUACCUCCACAGCCUGGUCACUCUUCGCCUUCGACACCUAAGCAUCACUGCCCUGGAGGAUCAAAACUUUCGCAAGUUGAAUAAUUUGCGGGGUCUGGAUAUCGAUCACUGGCCAUACCUUGAGUAUAUCUCUCCACUUAGUUUUCAGGGCCUUGAUCUUCACUGGCUCUUCAUCACCAACACCAACAUCACUACUGUCCCUUCUAAUUCAUUCAAGAACCUGGUGCACCUCACCCAUCUCAACUUGUCCUACAAUCCCAUCACCACACUAGAGCCUUGGGCCUUCAAGGACUUGCUUAGGCUAAAGGAGCUCAUCAUGGUAAGCACUGGGUUGCUGACGGUGGAGCCUCAUGCCCUUGGAGGUCUCAGACAGAUUCGAGUACUCAACUUCUCCUCCAACGACCUGCAGACUCUGGAAGAGGGGUCCUUCCACUCUGUUAACAGUCUGGAGACCCUCAGAGUGGACGGGAAUCCCUUGUUGUGCGACUGCCGUCUGUUGUGGAUCCUGCAAAGACGCAAGACCCUCAACUUUGACGGCAGAGUGCCAGUCUGUGCAGGCCCGGUGGAGGUGCAAGGAGUCAGCCUCAGCGCCUUCUCUGACUCUGCUCUCUUCGAUCACUUUACAUGCCAGAAACCUAAGAUCCGCAACCGUAAGAUGCAGCAGGUGGUUGCUCGGGAAGGCCAGCCAGUGAGCUUUGUAUGUCGAGCUGACGGAGAUCCUACACCUGCCAUCAUCUGGAUCUCACCACUGCGUAGACGAAUCACAGCUAAGAGUUCAGGUCGCAUCACUGUUCUCCCUAGUGGUACUCUGGAGAUCCGCUAUGCUCAGCUCACUGACAGCGGGACGUACAUCUGCAUUGCCUCAAACGCUGGAGGCAAUGACACCUACUUUGCCACUCUCACAGUAAGAGGCCAGCCACUAGACUCUGCCUCCGCCUUCUUUCUUAACCGCUCUCUGUACAGCGGGGAGUACUUCAACGACACAAAUCUAAACAGCACACGGGUUUUCCUCAAGUUCACCUUGGACCUGACCACCAUUUUGGUCUCAACAGCCAUGGGUUGCAUCACGUUUCUCGGAGUUGUUCUCUUCUGCUUCCUGUUGUUAUUUGUGUGGAGCCGUGGACGCGGCCAGCGUAGGAACAACUUCACAGUGGAGUACUCGUUCCGGAAAUCUGAACCCACCACGGGGAGCUCUACAGGAGGGACCAGGAAGUUUAACAUGAAAAUGAUAUGAAACAACGCAGCCAGGGGUCCCUCAGGGGAGGCAUAAGCACGUCCCAAAGACGUGUUUGACACACGCAAACACACACAGCCACUAACUCACAAAGAAGUUUGAGAGCACAACAUUAGCUUGUGUCUAUUGCUCUGCUCCAAAUUGGGUGGCCACCUCAAAACUACAGUUGUGAUUUAAUUUGACCUAUGCUUGAAAUUUAAAUUACUUUGAUGUCUCCUCUUCGCAGUGGUUUUCUUUAGAUUGUGGUGUUGAAUGCUACUGUACGUAACAGUAGUAGAGUUUAAUUAAUCGAUUAUGCUUGACAAUAAUGUUGUCGUAAGAAACAGACAUCAGUGAUAAGUUAUAUUUGCAACACGAACAGCACUUUCUUGGUUAUUUCAACAAAUAAAAAGAAAAGGCUAGAAAUCGGUAAAGAAUGUCCUGGAGGCCACCGAUUUUAAGCGUUCAUUUGAUCUUUACUUCUUUGUGAGAUUCUGCCCAAACAUGAGCUGUGUGAGUUUGGGACGAGUGUACCGGUCAAGAGGUGCUGCGGUUGCCUGUGACUCAGACAAUUAAAAAUUAUGAACACCAAACACAGGCCACCACAGGAACCAAAUGAACCAAUGCAAGAGAGAGCAAAUGGUCCAGGCUGACAGGAACAGAGGGUAAACUGAGUAGUACGAGCGAGAAUACAUAAGCCUUUUUGACUUGUGUUUUGCUCCCCUACACAAACCCCUGAACUCUGGUCUCUGCUGCAUUGGUGGCCACCCUAACCUUCCUGGUGCUGCCCGGGGGGAGCAGCCUGGAGAGUUGGGUCUUAUUCAGAGGCAGAGACAGGACACGUAGUUUCACAAGACAAACACUUCUCCAAAUUGGGGAUGACACACAGUAGAUAACAUAUUGCACCUUUUCUCAGGAAGAGCAAAGUAACAAACCAACAGAAAAAAGAUUUCAUUGAACACAUUUAUUUGCUAAUUGUAACAUUCCAGCAAUACUGCAUGUAUAGCCAUAUAGCCAAUACUGGAAAUUUGUGACUGAAGAAACAAAGCCAUAAUUUGUGUAGGUUGAAUUUUUAUAUAGCGUGUGCAUGAUUUAGUCAUAUAAUUAUCACUACUGCCAUUUUACAAGCGGUCCUGGUGUUCACAAGAUUAUCCGGUGUCGCUGAGCUUGCAGUACGUUCCACAGAAUAACACAAACAAACACAAAGGAACAACAGUCAUAGUUGCACAAGAGCAAACAAACCCGACAUGGCACACACAAGCACAAGUCUAUAAUUGUGAUGCUGACUUCUCUUUCUGUCUCUGAAACGGCCGGUGCAUGAAUGUCUCUGCCCCCCUAGCCCAGUGCAUCCCCCCCUUCACACCCCACCCCCACACACCCCCACUGGGUCCUCCUUUGGGAGGGGUCCCUGGCUGGAGACUGAGGAUUAAAAUGUAAAUGAAGUUGUGUUCACCCUACCCACACACACCAUGUGCAUCGUAUAGUGGAGAGUAGUACUGUGGUCUCAAUGGCAAAAAAAUAACAAAAGGUUUUAUUUUUGGGAUUUUUUUUUUUCAAGCGUUACGUUGCAUAUUUGUUUGUCCCUUAUUUUUAUUCUGUUCAGUCGUUGUUGUCUGUGAGCUUCUGAAUGUUCACUGUGUUAAAGCACCUCAUCCACCAUGAGACGUUAUUCUGUUCUCAACACCUCACAAAGUGAUCUAAAUGGAGCCUGCGAACAAAAUAUAAACUGCUCAGAAACUUGAGUUAAUAUAAACUGAUGGUUUUUGAUGAUGGCAAAACAAACAAACAAAACAGUAGUUCUGAUGACUCCUGAGCAAGAGGUGUUAAACUCAAGACAUUGAGGGUCUGUAAUUUGCAUGUUCUAGAUGUGUCUGUGCUUCAACACAUUUGAAUCAAAUAAUUAUGCUGAUAGUAGAAUGUUGCAGAACUCGACUGCAUCAAUUCAGCCGUUUAAUUCAGGUGUGUUGGUCCAGGAAGACAUUAGAAAGUUGCAGAACGUCUGCACUGAUGGCCUGGAGUCCAACACCCAGGAAGUAAACCAUAAAGUUUAUAUUGUUCAUUAUUUUAACAAGCAAAAUUGUUUUGCUCGGGUGAAAAGCUCAGUGUCCACCGAGCUUUCUUUCAAGCUGAACAAUAAUAUGCAUCGUUCAGUCGCAUGCAAUCACCAUUCAUGCCAUCUUCCAUGUUCAUCAGAAAUGAAACCAACUGAGUUGAGCACAUUCUGGGCGAAGAUAUGAAUACCAGUGGGAUUUGAUAGUACUGAUUUGAUUAUAGCCACAGAUGCCAAAAUUAAAAUCUCAGAAUGGUGUCAUACAUAAUCAGUCAGAAAACCAGGAAAAUGUCAUUUAGUUUUCAGUAACCAGGCUAAAUGCUGUUCACAACACAAGCCAAAACCAAACUAUUUCUCAAUAUUUUCAACUGGCUUAAUGAAACACAGAAAUGUUAUAAGUGUAAAUGAGCAGUUUAUUCCAGUCUGUUUCCCUUUUAAAUCAGACUUGAACUCAAGUGGAUGAAUUGGGCCCUUCAGCUUAGUCACAAAAUUAGGACUUUUCCAGCUUUAACCUAUACAAAUUAAAGGCACCAAAAAUACGUAGCUCAGGUGUCUGUGCCGGUUGCCACAGGUAUUUAACUUCACUCCUAUUUUACCGGUUAGCAGUAAUGGUCAUUUGUCUCAUGGGUGGAUAAUUUACACCUCUUCUAUGGUGCCUUACUUUUACCACUUUCAGUAGAUGUAAUAUUGGGUUCAAAAAUUUGUAUGCUACUUCUGUGACUUUCAUUGCCAAAAAAAACAUCUAAUUUGGUCAGUAAAUAAAUAAUAGAUGCAACCAAGUCGAUUAGUAUUGCUAGGAUUGGCUUGUUAAUAAAUAGCAUCCUACUUGUCUAAGUAAUAAACAGAAUGUUUUUUUUGAGAAAAGGUUUUAAAAAUGGUUAACAGACAAAAUACACUGAUAGUUGAAAAUUGUGUUCUAGUGACAAAAAGACAUGAAACGGUUUUGAAUCAAAAUCUCAGCGUUAGCUUCCAAAACAAACAAAAAAAGUCCUCAUAUCCAACACAAUCUGGGCUCUCUCAGAUUGUCUCCGGUCAAUUUUUGAACGGGCCAAUCAGCGAACAGAAAGAGAAUCGUGAACGAUGACGUCAAUCUUCUGCGCUAAUCAACACUGGCAGCCACUUCUUUCGGAUGAGCGCUUCUUUCUCUUCGCAGUGGAGGACGGUUGUUUACAGUGUAGGCAAUUUCCGGUAAGUGGCGUCGAACUUGCGCAUUUCAUUCGUCACGAGCAAACAUAAAAUUUAAAAUUUAAAACCUCGACACAGUCCACGCCUCCAGGAAGCGUUCGGUUCUGAACAGCUCAGUCCAGAUCCUCUGUACGAAGCAAAGUGUUAGUACAAGGGAGUGGUUCUUACCGGGCUGGUGAGCGCAAAAUGUCAAUUUUUUUCUAUUUCUGGAAGCCAUACAGUGGAAAAGUUACAACUCAGUGAUCAAAAGAAAGACCCUCUUUAUUAGAACAAAUUCAUGGUUUGGGUAUAAUUUGCUGCAGGAGAGAGAACUCUCUUGUUCCUUUAAGAUGAUUUAUGCAAACUCCAUUUUUGUCCCUUGUCAGGGAUGAUGAAACCACAGAUUCUUUGUCAAGAUGAAUAACUAAACAGCUGUUAAAAGAUUCAUGAGACAAAAUGAGAACGGAUGGCAAAACUGGCCUGAUUUCUACCGCUACUGUUAACUGCAGCCAUUUCGGCUGCCGUGGUGUUGAGAACAGGAUGUUGCCUCCAUGUCACUUCUCCCUAAGCCAUCCCUCUGGUGUUUCCAUUUUCUGGUAUUUCUCAGUGGAAAUUAGGUUUAGAAGACAGUAAGAAUGUCUGUAGUGAUUGUCGAUGGUGUUAUUGUGUAAACAUCAUGCAGAAUUGUAAGUGUAGAUGAGUGUUUCAUUUCGUUUCCUUCUCUUGCCUCUAACCCCUUUCUCCCCCAGGUCGUCUGCCCCUUUUCUUUCUGUCGUCUUCUUAGCAUUUCCGAUCUCUGUUGUCCCUGUUCACAGUAUUAGGCCGGAGUAUGGUUGUGUGGUAGUAGAUGCGUGUCCUGUGUGGUUGGUGAGUCGGUGUUGUAAUGUAAUGAUUCGUCGCUACUCGUGAUGCCACCAAACACAGAGCAGUGAUUGGAUCAGCGACUAAGAUGAAAGGGGUGACCCAGGUUCCCUAAAAAAAAAAAU